GUCACGCGGCGGUAAUCGCCUCUCGAAGUGUUCGAUCGCGCGAGGAGCCCCAUAAAUGUCUGCCCGCGUGUAAUAGAGUGUGUUUACGCGAAAUCAGUGGGAUCGAGGCGCCCGUAUAACCUCGAAUGUAUCAUAUUCUCAUAGCGUGCGUACUACAUCGCGUUCGAAAAUUCGCACAGUGAUAACGUACGAUCGAACGCGCGUGUAGCGAUGGCGAGUCGAGAGACAGCGGCAAGGUCGAAGGAGAAGCCGGUCUACAUCCUGCCGGACUACGCGGACGACGACGACACCUCCAACUCGAUGGACCCUUCUGCAGUCGGUAAGUGCAAGGACCUCGCGCUUAACCUCAAAUCGCACAUCGACGCUGGGGCCCACGACGAUCCCGACAAGAGCGACGAGUGCGAGGUCUGUCGCGAGUUCUUCGGCCAGCGGCAUCCCGUCAUCAGAACUCGCAGCGUCGUCGUCGUCGAUCUCGAGAAGCCGCACGUCUGCGAGAUCUGCGAGAAGCCGUUCAAGCAGAAGCAUCAUCUCAAGACCCACAUGAAUUCGGUGCACGAUCGUAAGGACUCGUUCGAGUGCGAGAUAUGUCGCAAGUCGUUCACGCAGAAGUCGCAUCUCACGUCGCACGUGCAGGCCGUGCACAUGCGCACCAAGCCCUUCGAGUGCGCCGUCUGUCACAAGUCGUUCGGCCGCAAGAGCAAUCUCAACACGCACCUCAACACGGUGCACUAUCGCUGCAAGUCGUCCGAGUGCGACAUCUGCCACAAGUGGUUCGGCACCAAGGGCGACCUCGCCAAGCACGUCAACGCCGUGCACAAUCGCGCCAAGCCCUUCCAGUGCGCCACCUGCGGCAAGUCCUUCGGCUACAAGUACAAGCUGAAGCUGCACGUCGCGACGGUGCACCAGCGCGCCAAGCCCUUCGAGUGCGAGAUAUGCGGCAAGUCGUUCGGCCAGAAGAUCCAUCUCAAGCGUCACGCCAACGCCGUGCACGUGCAUCGCGAGUCGUUCGAGUGCGAGAUCUGCGCCAAGUCAUUCAGCUAUCAGCCCAAUCUCAAGAAUCACGUGAAGACGGUGCACAAUCGCAGCCGGCCGUACUCGUGCGCGAUCUGCGGCCAGUCGUUCGGCUACCGCUGCAAACUCAGGCAGCACGUGGAGGCGGUGCACGAGCACAGCAAGCCCUACCAGUGCGAGAUCUGCUUCAGGUCGUACGGGCGCAAGGAUAACCUAAAAUCGCACGUGGCGGCGGUGCACGAGCGCAGGCGUUCGUUCGAGUGCAGGCACUGCGGCGAGUCGUUCGUCUACAGGAAUCUGCGCAAGCAGCACGUGGUAGCGGAACACAGCGACGAGUUGGAGCUGGAGCUGGAGCAGCAGCAGCAGCAGCAGAAGCCAAAGCAGCAGCAACGUGCAAGAGAGGAGGUGUUCGAGUGCGACAUCUGUCACGUCGCGUACGAUCGCAAGGAUAGCUUGAUAGCGCACAUACACGUGGAGCACUACAGUAUCAUUUCGAUGUGAUGUUGUUGUUUUUUUUUUGUUAAGAUUGUCCAUAGGAGAUUAAUUAUUAGUUUUUCUUUUUGUUGUAAGAUUUUUGUAGUCGCUUUAUUCGUAUGCUUUGAUAACACAUUGAUAACCUUUAUUUUUCUAAGUAACAAUAUAAUACUUUCAU
Messenger RNA from Trichogramma pretiosum, 1663 nucleotides. Its product is annotated as zinc finger protein OZF-like. Gene Ontology annotation, molecular function: RNA polymerase II cis-regulatory region sequence-specific DNA binding; DNA-binding transcription factor activity. Gene Ontology annotation, biological process: regulation of transcription by RNA polymerase II. The record is from RefSeq and is a predicted model, not a curated record. The coding region runs from base 211 to 1512 and encodes 433 amino acids. The transcript is spliced from 2 exons. NCBI's taxonomy places the organism in Eukaryota, Metazoa, Arthropoda, Insecta, Hymenoptera, Trichogrammatidae.